Molecule: messenger RNA, 6761 nt
Organism: Motacilla alba alba
Lineage: Eukaryota; Metazoa; Chordata; Aves; Passeriformes; Motacillidae
Gene: KLHDC7A
Product: kelch domain containing 7A
Exons: 1
Coding region: 4051-6660 (869 amino acids)
Molecular function (GO): protein binding
Source: RefSeq, a predicted model, not a curated record
GAUUCCGGCUGCGCUGGGAGCCAGGGCCCGCGCGCGCCGCUCGUCCCGGGCUGGCUGAGGAAUGACAAGUGACAGGCGGCUCCCGACCCCAAAUGUCAGCGCUCACACUUGAGCGGGCAGCGUGUCCCGUCGGCGCCGGGCCCCUCGCGGCCAGCUGUCCCCAUGGAAACGGGCUGGACCGGCUGGACCCGGCCAUUCCCGCCGUGCCCCAUCCCGGGAUGGCGUCAAUCCCGCCGCACGACGGCUCCUGGCAAAACCCAGGCGGCUCUGCCCCGGUCCUGGAGGUUUUCCAGGCAGCUUUUCCUCAUUGUGGAGCGCCCGGCUGUGGGCCGGGAUGUCCCGAGGGGAAAGGAUCCCGAGCAUGGGACGCUCCCAAGCCUUUUCCUCCGGGAACUCGUAAUCCUGGAGGAUUAUUUGGCAGCCGUGUGGCGCCUCAUCUUCCCAAAGCCCCGCACGAGCGCUAAGCAUCAUUAUCACCGUGAUGAUUAAUUAUUAUUAAGCAGAUUCCAGCCCGUCCCCGCUCCGCUGCCAACCUCGCUGCUUUCCCAGCCUCGGAGGAGCUGAACGAACCCACGGCAUCUCCAGAGCUCCUUCCCAUUCAAAAUCCCAGAGUUUUACCCUUCGGACUGGGAGCAGUCGCAUCAGGAGCGGCUGGGAUGUGUGGGAGGAUCGGCAGCUCUGCUUCCACCCCGAAGGAAUGGCAUCCAAACAUCCCGAUCCCAUCGGAUCUGUGCUUCCACCCCACGGACAAGAAGAAAAUCUUCGGUUUUUUUCAGAGGAAGCACAGUCUCUUCAGGAAUUCUCUCUGCCUCAGUUUCCCCCCACGCUCUGGAGAGCCCCUCCCGUGGAUCCUUCUGGCCUUCCUCACGGAUCGGAGCCGCUCCAGCGGCCUCAUCCCACCCUAAUUAAACAACCACCAGGAUUAAACAGCCAUUAGGCCUCCCCGCUCGCAAAAGCGAGCAUUUCCAGCCGCCCGAAGCUCCAUUUAAAUGCAAAUGUGGCGGGUUUAGCCCAGAACCGUGGAAAUGAGGAGCAUUCCCGUGGAAACGAGGAGCAAUUCCAGCCGCGGGGCCACCACCAGCUCCGCUCGGUGCCACCCCGGCAGCGCUGGGAUGUCCCCAGGCAGCGGCUGGGACAGGAACGCCGGGCUGGGUGGGCCCGCAUCCCAAGCCCACCCCAAUUCGGGAUGCUCUGGAAAGAACCCCUGGGAAAAGGGAUGGAUCUCCUGGCGUGGAUGGAUCUGCCAAAGGCUGGGACCUGCCGAGGGCCAGCACUAGAAGAAUCUGUCUAGAUGAGUGAGGGGAUCUGGGGGUUUCUCCCCAUUUUGGGGCAGAGCUGCCGCCUGUUUUCCUGAAUUCCUGCCAAAACGAGGCACACAAAAGGAUUCCAUCCCAUCAGCAGAACCAUCCGGGCUGCGCUGGACCCACCUUCCCCUCCCCAUCUCUCCCUGCAGGCAAUCCAGAGGACCCCGAUUCCCCCUUUCCCCCAUCCCGAUCCCGCUGUUCGAGGCGCCGGCAGUGAAUAAUGCGGGAGGAGGCUGGAGGGGAAAGGAGCGGCUCAGGUUGUUCCAUUAUUGAUGAGAGCUGACAGAUCCGCUCCUGACAGCCUUCCGAGGAGAUCUGAUUAGCUCGGAAAAAAACCACCGAAACCGCAGCGCCUUCGCGAGGGGCUGACGGCAGCCGAAAACCCCAAAGGAGCGGCGUUAUCGACGUUCCCGAAUUCCAGGGGACUUUGAAACAGGUUCGAGCAGAUUGGGAAGAGGCAAUUACGCUCAAUUAGAGUCACAAGCGCCGAGACGUCAGCGCUGCUUCUCCCGCUCCCCUCACACCGCAGGCAGGGAUAAACGGGGUUUAUCCAGCGGAACCCGUGGAUUCUUUGGGAUAGCAGGAACCGGGGGUGCUCCGGCCCUGCAGGAAAGUCAGCGGGAGCUUCGCUCGGCGCCUCCCCCGCCUCCCCCCUCAUUGCCGGCUGGGGUCACGGGGCUGCCGAGCCCAUGAAUAAUUCAUCCUCCUCCUCCCCGGCUCCCAAGCGCCGGGAUCUUUGUAGAUCCAGCCGCGGGAUGAAAGCCCCGGCAGGAGCGGUGAAGGGCCCGGGAGGUCGCGGCUGCCAGACCCUUUCCCAAUUAGCUGAGCCCUGGAACGCGUGCCCAGACUCCACACGCGGCCUUCCUCCCUCAGCUCCGGCACCGCCCGGCCUUCCAGGCAGGAGAAAUUCCCCUUUUCCCAAGGUUUUGGCCAAAUCGAGCGCCCCCGGGAUGGAUUUUGGGGCUCUGUCCCCCGCAGGAUGGAGGGGAGGCUGGGUGGGCUUGGCUGGCGCUGUUUUGGAUGCAUGAAAUCACCCGUGCUCCAAAACCCAGCUUUUAAGCGAAAUAGCUUCGUUCCCCCAAGCUCCCCUGCGCUGCAUUUCCCUGCACAAGGGGACAGCAUCCCAAACAUUCCCUUAAAUAGCCUAAAUUCCUCAAUACCCUAAAUUAAUCCUAAAUAAAAUAUCCUAAAUAUCCUCCAUUGGUGGAUCCGUGUUCCCAGCAGGGAUGCGCACAGGGAUCCCCGAGUGCCAAACCAUCCGGGGGGGUCAUUCCUGUGCUCCUUUUCCAUCCUCUUCAGGGAUAUAAAAACACUCUCAGUGCUUAGGACACGAUCCUCCAGCUAGAGGGUCAGGGGACCCAGCCCUAUCCCCUGCACCACGGGAAUUUCAGCCUUCCCGGGAAUUUCAGCAUCCCAGCCUGGGCAGGGGGACACCUCAACACUCAGGGGUGCCAGGGAAGGUGGAGAAUCUGCCCCGAGGGAGUUCAGAUGUUCCAUCCCAUCCCAAAAUCUCGGGAAGAGGCCGGUGGGAUGAGGUUUGGGAAGUUCAGGACACCGGGAAUGAAUUCCUGAGCUCCCACCUCCCACUGGAGAGCCCUGGCGAGGCCCCCUCCCACCGCAGCCGCCCCCACAUCCCCCGAGCUCAUCCCUGAGGAAAAUCCCACCGGGCUGGGAUGGAGCCAGCAGGGAGCGGGUCCCUGAGUGAAAACAGGAGCUUCCACCCGCCCCCGUUUGGCUCUUUGCUCCCUCGUUCUUUUCCGCCUCUCUCGGGUGCUCCCCUGGCUCGGAUCCCUCUGAGCUGCGCUCCCUCGGCAGCGCUGCCAUUCCCCCGGCUCCCGCCUUCCCCCCACCCUGGUCCCGCUUUUGUUGUCUUGGGAACGAGAAUUGCCCGAAAUCUUCGGAAUCCAGGCCAGGAGCAGAUCCACCACCAGCACCUUCCCGGGGGCAGAACGCAGCCCUGCCGUGCCUCAGUUUCCCCGCGGUGACUCCGAUCCCUGCAGCAUCCCUCAGGAAUGACAACUCCCACCCCCUCCCGUCCCGAAUUUCUCCCUGCCUUUAUUCCUUCCUUCACUCCUCUCCUCGUGCCCACAGCUGAACCCCAGCCCCGAUUCCCUGCCCAGCUCCCGGAUUUUCCCCCUUCCCGACGCCCCCAGCUCCUUUUCCACCCGCUCCUCCUUCCCCGCCACUCCCACGGCGGCCUCCGAGCGACCCCACAGGCUCCGGGGCUCUCUCCCGUCAGCCCUCCUUAGGCAGCGCGCGGCAAACGGGGGCCGCUGAAUUAAUUAAUCACUGAAUUAAUUAAUCACUGAAUCAGCCGCUGAAUUCGUCCCCCGGCCGUGCCGCGGAGCAGCUGCUCGGCACCAGCCCAAAGGGCUCCGCUGCCGCUCCCUCCCUUUUCCGGGAGCACCGAGGGAUGAGCAGCCUUCGCCGGGCACAACAACUUUUCCCUUUUUCCUCUUUUUUCAUUGCGUGACCCUUUUUAAAACACCACAGAGGAGCAGCGGCUCCCCGGGAUGUUUUUCCUGCCUCGUGCCCUUCCCGGAGCCUCUUUCUCCGUUUCCCAGGCCAACAGAGCCGGCCCUGGGCUGCACCUUUCCCUGGAGCCCAGCCCAUCCCAAACACCCGCGGCUCCUCCGGAAGCCUCCUGCCAGCUCUGCCCGCUCAAAGUCACCUUGUCCCAGCCCGCCGCGCUCCGGCCUCUCCCGGCAAAUCAUUAAUCGCCUCCUCGGCAUUCCCGCAUGGAAAAAUGCCCCAGCGGGUGCCCCCGGCCUGGCACUCGGACAUGCAGCUGCCCGGGAAGCUGCUCCUGUCGGCGGCCGCGCUGCUGCUCCUGUCCCUGGCCUUCAGGUUUUGUAGGAACCGCUCGCCUCCCCCGGGAAAAACCCCGCCGGGAGAGCAGCGGGAAAACCGGGAUGGGGAUGGGGCUCUGAGGAGGAGGAGGAGGGAUGGGGGGCACAAAUCUGGGAACGGCCCCGGGAUGCAGCACGAGGCUCUCCGGGGGGAGCAGAGCUUCCCAAGCAAUGAGGAGGAGGAAGGAGAGGAGGGGGGUUCGGAGCGGAUUCCCAGGAAAGCCCCGCUCGGUCCGGCCAGGAUGGAAAGGGAGCUGGGAAGGAAACCGGGAUGGAAGUUGGGAAUUGAAUCAGAAAGUGAAGCAGGGGCUGAGCUGGGGAGUGAUCCCGGGAGCAGGAGGGGAAGCGAGCCGGGAAAAGAGCUGGCAAGUCAGCCAGGAAGCGAGUCGGGAAGCAGGCUGGGAACCAAGCCGGGAAACAAUCCAGGAAGAAAGCCAGGAAGUGAGCCAGGAAGCAAAUUGAUAACGAAGCCAGGAAAUGAGUCGGGAAGUGAGCAGGCAAACGAGCUGAGAAACAAGCUGGGAAGUAAAUUGGGAAUUAAGUCAGGAAUCGAGCUGGGAAGCGAACCGGGAAGCAAGCUGGAAAGUAAGGCAGGAAUUGAGCUGGGAAGUGAGCUGGGAAGUGAACCAGAAAGCAAGCUGGGAAGUGAGCUGAGAAGCAAGGCAGAAAUUUUGCUGGGAGAUGAGCCGGGAAUUUUGCUGGGAAGCGAUCUUGGAAGCAAGGCAGGAGUCGAGCUGGGAAGUGACCUGGGCUCUCACGACCCCGGGGCCGCGGCCGGAGCCCGGGGCAGCCCCGCAGGGAGGGACGCAGCCGCCCCGAGCUCCGGGCGUUCCCCAGGGAUUCCCGAUGCCCGGACAGAGGGGGACGGAUGCGCCCAGAGCACGGAGCGGGAUCCGGCUGGAGCAGGGAGGAGCAGGGAGGGCAGCACGGGGACAGUCCGGACCCUCAGCGUCACCUCCAGCCUGGGGCUGCUGCUGACGGCGAGCGAGGCGAGCUCGGACACUUCCUACUGCUUCUCCUCGGUGGCCAAGAUCCAGGUGGAGGAGAACUUCAUCCCGGAGCGCCAGGACAAGGACAGGGACAGCCCGCCCAGGCCUGGCCUGCGGGGCAAAGUCUACGACUACUUCGUGCAGUCCACCUCCGAGGCGGUGUCCAGGCGGACGUCCCUGCCCUUCGUCCCUGCGGGGACAUCCCAGCGCCACGGGGAGCGCGGCCAGGCAGAGCCGCGGAGCUCCGGAACCCAGCGGGAGAAUCCAGCUUCGGAAAUUCCUGAUCCCGACACCGCCUCAGCUCCACGGGAGGGCACGGAGAGCCCCCCCGAGCCACCUUCUCCCGGCUGGAAGAGCAGCACCCCGGGGGUGGCCCCCCAGCUCCCGCUGCCCGGUGGGGCUCCAGCUGCGGGUGCCGAGCCAUCCGCGGUGUGCCCGCCCGGCCAGGUGCACCUGGGGAACUGCUCCGAGGUCCUGCGGGCGGCCAAGGCGCAGCGGCUGCGGGCCCUGCAGGACGCCGCGCUCCGGGUGAUGAGCGCCCACCUCCUGCAGGUGCUGCGCUCCCCGGCCAUCUACGGCCGCCUCAACGCCGGCGAGCGGGAGCUGCUGCCGGCGCUCCGGAGCCGCGGGCGGCCGCGCCUGGUGGUGGCCGACGUCCCCCCGGCCGAGCCCGGCCACCGCCGCGGCCGCCUCUGCUACUACGACGAGGACGGGGACCGCUGGUGCCAGCUGUGCCAGCUGCCGGCCGAGGUGGCCGGGCGGGGCUGCGCCGUGUGCCCCCUGUUCAAUUACCUGUUCGUGGUGCCCGGCUGGGAGGGCGCGGGCCGGGCGCGGAGCCCCUCGCGCCGCGUGCUCUGCUACGACCCCCUGGGCGACAGCUGGCGCGACGUCUGUCCCCUGAGCCAGCCGCGGCCGCACUGCCAGCUGGUGGCCCUGGACGGCCACCUCUACGCCAUCGGGGGCGAGUGCUUGGCCACCGUGGAGCGCUACGACCCCCGGCGCGACCGCUGGGCCUUCGCCGCCGCCCUGCCCAGGGACACCUUCGCCGCGGCCCACGCGGCCACCGCCUGCGACGGGGACAUUUACAUCACCGGCGGCACCCUGCGCUCGCUGCUGCUGCGCUACGACGCCCGCGGGGACAGCUGGGCCGCCAGCCCGGCCGUCGGCGACAAGGACAGGACGGCCGAGCUGGUGAGCGCCCACGGGUUCCUGUACCGCUUCCAGCUGCGGCGCGGCGCCGGCGGCGCCGAGGUGGCCGUGUCGCGGUGCAGCGCCAGCGCCAGGCUGUGGUACCGCUGCGGCAGCCACCCCCUGCCCGAGCCGGCCGGGCUGCGCUGCGCCGCCCUGCGCGGCCUCGUCCACUGCCUCGGCCGCGGCUUCCACCUCCGCUUCCUGGCCGACCCCGCCUCGCCGCGCUUCGGGACCAAGGAGCUGCGACCCUUCCCGGAGCCCCACGGGAGCCUCCUGCCCGCGGUCCUGGUGCUGCCCGAGGGGGGCACGGAGCCACCCCGGCCCUGAGGGGUCCCCAAGGAGCGGGGGCAGCCAGAGAAAGAGCUCCCAGCCCGAGCUGUGCUAUCCAAGCUCUCCGUGGACCCGACUUUUUCCCACUGCCCGGGCUG